UAAGCGAAGCUAUUCUUUGACAAAAAUCGCUAACAUCGCCGUCAAUUGCACCAGAAGAAGACUCUCCUUCACUUCGUUUCAAUUCACACAGAGAAAAAAGAAGAGAGAGAUGGGAGGAGCACAAGCUUUGAAGAGAAUCCCUCGCAUCAAAUUCCCUCAAAGACACUCCACCAAAUCCUCUGGUAAUGGGUCGCAGCCGGAAGAAGCAUUGACAUCUGGGAGUGCUUAUCAAGCUUUUUUUUCUAGCUUGAAGGCUUCAACUGCUGUUGGAGGAAAAGCUUCUCUUCAGCCCAAGCGAACUCCGGUUUCGAAUGAGGAGAUUGAGGCGAUCUUGUUGGGUGGAUGUAUCUGAGCUUCUCUCGAAGCUCUGAAAAGGGAGCUGCAACAUUCGUUUUUACUCUUCUUUUAGUUUUCAAAUACAAGAGUUCAUUUCAACCAAUACCAUUGCUUUGUAUGGAGUUCACUGAAACACAAUCACUAAUUGAAUUUUCAAUGUAAUUGAGGUUUUCUUGGCUCACACAUGGUUUGUUGAUUAUUGAUACUUUGAUGGUGUGAGAUUUUUACAAAUAAUUGAGGUUUUCCUGGUUUGUUGAUUA
Populus trichocarpa (black cottonwood) is the source of this 596-nucleotide messenger RNA. RefSeq lists its product as uncharacterized. The record is from RefSeq and is a predicted model, not a curated record. Lineage: Eukaryota; Viridiplantae; Streptophyta; Magnoliopsida; Malpighiales; Salicaceae. Bases 110 to 352 code for a protein of 80 amino acids. The transcript has 3 exons.